AUGAGCUGUUGUGGAAGCAAGCACCAGACUCACAAUUCCUAUGAGUUACCAGCUGAGAAAUUAGACCAUGAACAGAACUUUCUUGCUAAGACUAAGAUAACGGAUAAUAAAUCCAGCAAUGGUUUUGAGGAUGAUGACGUCAUUACAUCAGACACCACUUCUGAAACCAACAUGAUUGCAGACUGCACCAGAGAAUUGACUGUGCUAUACGUAGAACAUCAAAGACCUGAAACACGGACAAAGCAUGGGGAUGCUACUUCUACCAACUCUGAAGCAGAGCUUGACAAAGCCAAGUCUAAUGAGAAGAGAACACAGGGUAAGGCAUGCCCUCAAGAAAAACAGCCAGAAGAAAAGAUACCAAAAGUACCAAUGGGACAAGGACCAUAUUUUUAUAUCAGCGGAUCUAAUGGAGCUGGGCUUGUGAGCAUCUAUUGCCAGAGUAGAGGCUGGCAGCGUAUCUAUGACAACGGAAGAGAGGAUUAUGCACUGAAAUGGUGUGAAAUCAAGUGCCGAGAGACCUAUUACCAUUUCAAAGAAGGUGAACAGCUUCUCUACCAGAUUCCCAACAACGGGGUCCUUACCAGUAAGAUAGGGCUUUUAUGCUGCCUGAGAGAGCAACAGCGGAUGAUCAAAAGGAUCAGUAGGAGCUCUAAUUCCAAGUUACUGAAGAUGGAAGAAUUCUUCCCAGAAUCUUUUCGCCUGGACUUAACAGAUGAGAGAAAUGCUUUUUUUGAGCUUUACAAAGAAGAACAGAUUUGGAUCUGCAAACCAAGUUGCUCUAACCAAGGUCGAGGAAUCUUCCUGCUUAAAAAUCCAGCUGCUGUCAACACCCUUCGAGCCAAGCUCCACAGCACUGAGGAAUACCUACUCAAUAAGAGGGUGCCAUACAAGGCUCCCCAGGCAAGAAUAGUGCAAAGGUAUAUUCACCAGCCUCUGCUCCUGGAAGGGAAGAAGUUUGAUGUCCGGUCUUAUCUCCUCAUUGCCUGCACAGCACCAUACGUGUUAUUUUUUGCCCAAGGUUACAUCAGGUUGACCUGUGUCAAUUAUGAUGCCGCUUCUGAUGAUCUGACUGUGCAUCUGACCAAUCAGUACAUGCAGAAGAAGAACUCCCUGUACAGCCAGCUGAAAGAUGAGACAGUUUGGCGGAUGGAGCACUUCAACAGCUACGUUAAUGAGAAGUUCAGAAAAACCAAUGGCCUCCCCAAAGACUGGGUUUUCACUGUGUUUACUAAAAGGAUGCAGCAGAUCAUGUUGCAGUGCUUCCUGGCAGCCAAGCACAAACUGGAUUGCAAACUGGGCUACUUUGACCUCAUCGGCUGUGACUUUUUAAUUGAUGAAAACUUUAAGGUCUGGCUUCUGGAGAUGAAUGCAAACCCAGCAUUGCAUACUAACUGCAAAGCCUUGAGAGACAUCAUCCCAGCUGUAGUCUAUGAGAGUCUCGAUUUGGUUCUUGAGGUUUUCAACAAGCGCCUCAAAGGCCAGGGUGUUUUGCCUUUAGAGACACUCUGCCGUUUUGUGCUUCUCUACCAUGAGGAUGCUGCACACCUUGGCCAGAAACAGCCCUCGAAGCUCAGAACUGGCCUGCGUACAGGCCAGUAUCUGCGGCCACACACAGGCGGUACCAGCCACUUCGGUCACAGCCCUGCCAAGGUGCUGGAGAACUCUUCCAAGAAGCCUGGUUGCUCUAGAAAAAAGGUUGCCUUGUUGCCCAGAAAGAAUUGUCAACAAACUCCUAACUAUACCACACCUGCAACUCUCCGACCAUCAUGGAAAAACCCUCUGAACCAUCACAGAGCAAGAGGGUUUCCACAAGUUCAGAAGACAUAA
Haliaeetus leucocephalus (bald eagle) is the source of this 1827-nucleotide messenger RNA. RefSeq names its product tubulin tyrosine ligase-like family, member 10 (gene TTLL10). Gene Ontology annotation, biological process: protein modification process. The record is from RefSeq and is a predicted model, not a curated record. Lineage: Eukaryota; Metazoa; Chordata; Aves; Accipitriformes; Accipitridae. The coding region runs from base 1 to 1827 and encodes 608 amino acids. The transcript has 12 exons.